Messenger RNA from Pantherophis guttatus, 2430 nucleotides. The record is from RefSeq and is a predicted model, not a curated record. NCBI's taxonomy places the organism in Eukaryota, Metazoa, Chordata, Lepidosauria, Squamata, Colubridae.
AUGUUAUAUUUGCUCCUUCAGAAUAUCUGCAGUGUUUGUUUUGAAAAGUGCAGUAGCAAUGAUCCAAGCUUCAUUCUUCAUAAAUAUUAUCAACCAGGAGAACUCAUUAUUGGUGCUACAGUUUCUGAGUACAUUGUUGCUUCUGUAGAGACCAAAUUCACAAGACAUCCCUUUCAUGAUAUCAUCCCCGAGUUCCUUUCAGUGACUCAAGCCUACCAACUUGUCGUAGCCUUGGUGUUUGCUGUAAAGGAGAUUAAUGAAAAUGCCCAGAUCUUAAACAAUGUCACCCUAGGCUUCAAGAUCUAUAACACCUAUUAUAAUGCAAGAUAUACUUAUGCAGCCACCAUGGAACUGCUCUCUACUCAAAGCAGGUUCAUUCCUAACUAUAAAUGUGACCUCCAAAACAAUCUGAUAGCUGUUAUUGGGGGUCCAAACUCUUAUGAAUUUCUGUACAUGGCAAGCAUCUUGACCAAUUACAAAAUUGCACAGGUAGUACUACAAAAUGUGCUUCCCGUAUUUUUGAAAAAUGGCAUCUGCUUUGAUUUCAUAAGAAAACUGGGUGACGGCUCCCUCAAUGACUUUGACGAACUAGCAGAUGGGAUUCAUGAAACAUUUCUUUUUCUCUUGACCCGUACUUCUAAUACUGUGAUUGUUGAAGGUGAAUUUCAAAGUAUAGUAACUUUAAGGCAUUUCUUCAAAAUAGCUGAAUUUGUGGUAUCGUCAGGAUAUUCAAAAGUCUUGAUUAUGACAUCAGAUGUUGAUUACGUAUCCAUUCCCCUUCAGAGAGGUUGGGACUUAAAUUUCCUUCAUGGAUCUUUAUCCUUGGCAAUUAAUUUCAAGGAUGUUUCUGGCUUCCAUCAGUUUUUUCAAGCAAGAAACCCUGCUUUGGAGAAAGAAGAUGGCUUCAUAAGAGAAACCUGGCAACAGGUAUUUAAUUGUGUCUUCCCUAGUUUUACCGGAGACAAUAUGGGUGAGGACAUUUGCACUGGCAAAGAGCAGCUAGGGACUCUCCCUAUGUCAGUGCUUGAGAUGAGGAUGACUGCUCACAGUUACAGUGUCUACACAGCUGCAUAUUCCGUUGCUUAUGCUUUGCAUGCCAUGUACUCUUCUAGGAACAACCAAAAGGGAAUUGCAAAUGGAUGGAGACAGAAAGUUCAUCAACAGUCGUGGAAGAUGCAUCACUUUCUUAGGUAUGUCUCAUUUAAUGACAGCAAUGGAAGAACUAUUUCUUUUGACCAAAAUGGAGAAUUAGUAGGAGGAUUUGAUAUUAUCAACUGGAUCACAUUCUCAAAUCAGUCUUUUCUUAGAGUCAAAAUUGGAAAGCUGGAUCCAGGAGCACCCUUAGACCAACUUUUGACUAUUUCCGAAAAGGACAUUGUCUGGCCAACCCAGUUUGGACAGACACAGCCCAUUUCAUUGUGUAAUGAGAAAUGCCAUUCAGGUUAUAGAAAGAGCACCAAAGAAGGAGAACACUUUUGCUGCUAUGAUUGUACUCCAUGUUCAGAAGGGAAGAUCUCCAACCAGACAGACAUGGAUGAUUGCAUUCAGUGCCCAGAUGAUCAUUACCCAAAUAAAGACCAUGAUUCAUGUGUUCCCAAACCUUUCAGUUACCUAUCCUAUGAAGAUAAUUUGGGAACCAGUUUGGCCACAGUGGCUCUUCUGUUUUCUUUUACUACAAUUUACAUUCUAGGAAUCUUCUUGAAGUAUCACAACACUCCCAUUGUCAAGGCCAACAACCGCAGCCUCUCCUACAUCCUUCUCAUCUUCCUUCUUCUCGCCUUCCUUUCUUCCCUGUUAUUUAUUGGUCGACCCACAAGUAUGACUUGUCUUCUUCGACAAACUGCUUUUGGCAUCAUCUUCUCAGUGGCAGUUUCUUGUAUGUUGGCCAAAACAAUUACAGUGGUUCUUGCAUUUAUGGCCACUAAGCCAGGAUCAAAGAUGAGGACGUGGAUUGGAAAUCGACUAGCCCUUUCAGUUGUUUUUUCCUGUUCUCUUGUACAAACUCUUCUUUGUGUAGUCUGGCUUUCCACCGCUCCCCCUUUCCCAAAUGUUGACAUGAACUCUCUUAGCACUGAAAUUAUUCUGGAAUGUAAUGAAGGCUCUGUUGUGAUGCUUUAUUGUAUAUUGAGCUUCAUGGGUCUUUUGGCUAUUGUCAGUUUUGUUGCAGCUUUCCUAGCCAGGAAAUUACCAGACACUUUCCAGGAAACCAAAUCCAUCACUUUCAGCAUGCUGAUCUUUUGCAGUGUCUGGUUGUCCUUCAUACCUGCCUACAUGAGUACCAAAGGCAAAUAUAUGGUGGCAGUGGAGAUCUUUGCCAUCUUGGCCUCCAGUGGGGGGCUACUGAUUUGUAUCUUUUCCCCAAAAUGCUAUAUCAUCGUGUUGAGACCUGACUUUAAUAGAAAAGAGAAUCUGAUAAAACGAAUCCAUUAA